AUGAUGAAACAUGUCUACAUUUUCUUGGUACUCUUUACCUUAUGCUUAGAUAAAGUAUCUACGACAUGGUGUCACAACCCAUAUCUAAGAAGGCACAAGCAAUUAGAAAAGGGGGCAUCGUCCAGUGAGAGAAUAAUAUCGAUUGAGGCUGAACUGCAAGCGGGCGAAAUCGUCGAACAUAUUGCAGCUUACCAAACACCACCAAAUUCUACAACGCCAUUGUACGGUGCCAUGGCAACAUUAGAUGUUUAUGAGUCUCUGGCUGUCAAGGCGGGACAAAUAGUAUCUGCUGAAAUCUGGGUAGAGAAUUACCAAAAGGAGAAGCCUAAUGAUGUUAAUGUUGUACAAGUUGGAUGGAACAUUCAACCUUCUUACUAUGGUGACAACAAAACACAUUUCUUGAUAGGAUGGACGGCCAAUGGAAACAAGACGAAGGGAUGUUUCGAUUUGAAAUGUGAUGGAUUUGUACUAGUUAAAAAUCCUCCAAUCACUCCAGGAGGUACUCUUGAGGGGAAAGCUAAGAUAUCUGUCAAGAUAUUCAAGAGUAACAAGAAUGGAGAUUGGUGGUUACACUUUGCCCAUGUUGGUGAAAAGUUUGCUCCGGUGGGGUUUUGGCCACGCAGUCUUUUCCAAAGCUUGUCCGAUCAUGCAAAUUAUGUAACUUGGGGCGGCUACACUAGCUCUCUUGUGAGGACUCCUAGCCCUCCCAUGGGCAAUGGACGCUGGCCGGGAGGAGAUUCUGCUUCAUUUCAAAAUGUGCAAUAUGUCAACAAUGAUGGGCAUGGUUAUCUUCGAAUGCCUAACCUUCGUUCUAGGGUAACCGAUACGGCAUGUUAUCGAGUUAGUGAAUUCAUGACUGGCAAGUUCAGCUAUGGAGGACCCGGUGGAUGUGUUAAUUAG
Triticum turgidum subsp. durum (durum wheat) is the source of this 900-nucleotide messenger RNA. Lineage: Eukaryota; Viridiplantae; Streptophyta; Magnoliopsida; Poales; Poaceae. The record is from the annotation of a GenBank genome assembly.